AUGCUACAGAGCGUUGCUAGCGCUGGCGCCGGCGAGAAGGGCAGUCAUCUUGGUGACCCGGGUUUGAACCAUGUUGAACUUGGGCUGUUGAACUUUCCGCCAGAGAUCUUGCUUCACAUUUUAUCGUACCUCGACUACCCGGACCUGGCCGUUCUCGCUGGGCUCGUACCCUCACUUGUGCCCCUCACCUCCGAUCCUGUCCUGCACAAAUACCGGCUGAAGAUCGUGUCUCCGUCGCGGGUGAACCACGAUUUGUUUGGGAGAAGCCCGGCGGGACAUGCGUUCCGGCCGACGAUUGGUGACCUUGUACAAAGAGGCGUGAUUAGGGGCUUGGGGAUAGAGCGCAGGUGGAGGAUGGGGGCGUAUUUCUAUUCGCUGAACUCUAUCAAGCAGUACGAGAAUGGACGCUCACUUUCGCGUCGGCACGCGUCGCAUAUCCUCUCCGUCCAGCUCCGACGACGAACCAUACCCGGGUCCUCAGCCUCCGCCGCCCUACAGACGCUCUACACGUCCCACGUCCUUCCAGACGUCGAGUCCUCCUCGCCCUUCAUCGCCCGGUCGCUCCUCCCUGUCGUGCGAAAGCUCAAGUGGAGUCUGCAGCGUGACUCGCUCGCACGCGUAUUCAAGGACAGUGCGAGGCAGGUUGGCGUCGCUGGGUGGCUGUCGAGCACCAAGGGCGAGGAAGAGGCGAGGAGGGUGUUUGCGGAUAACGAGAAGCUGCGGUUGGCUGUUUGUCCGGGCGUUAGUAAGCGUGUUGGGUUUUAUGAGAAGUUGGGUGAGGCGUCGGGUUCUGCUUGA
This is a messenger RNA of Cyclocybe aegerita, 798 nucleotides long. The record is from the annotation of a GenBank genome assembly. NCBI's taxonomy places the organism in Eukaryota, Fungi, Basidiomycota, Agaricomycetes, Agaricales, Hemipholiotaceae.